CUGGCAGGUCCUCUUGUUUUACUUCAUGUGACAUGCUAUGCUUUCUUUGGAAUUCGUUGUUAAUCAUUUGCCAAUAUGUUUCAAAGGAGCUUUAAUUUCAGCUUUGCAAACAGCGAUAUAAUUUUGUUUUGGACUUAUGAGCAAUUUUGAACAGUCUUGGGAGUGGUUACAUAUUUUCUAGCAGGAAAACAGUCAGCACUUCAGACAGGGAACUGAAAAUCUCUUUGUAUAAAACUCAGUUGGAAAAGGACGAGCAAGAGAUCCACAACAGUAAGAUUCUGAUCUGGAAACAUGCCUGACAGCAAUUCUUCUUAUGAAACUGAAGGGCAGUAUGACUACAGUGACUAUUAUAACUUAAGUCAAUUUCAUGAUUAUGGGAUAUGUGAAAAGAAACAUGUGAGGGCAUUUGCAAGAAUUUUCUUACCGAUCUUGUAUGCAUUUGUAUCAGUACUUGGAUUUAUUGGAAAUGGGCUUCUGGCUGGUAUUUUGAUCAAAUAUAUAAAACUUAAAAGAAUGACUGAUAUAUACUUGCUAAACCUGGCAGUCUCAGACCUUCUGUUUGUGGCUACACUCCCCUUCUGGGCUGUCUAUGCUCAUUCUGAGUGGGUUUUUGGUAGCAUUCUGUGCAAAGUGAUCACUCUAAUUUACACCAUAAACCUCUACAGCAGUAUUUUUUUCAUAAUAUGCAUUAGCAUGGACAGCUAUUUAAAUAUUGUAUGGACAUUCUCCACAAAAAAUCUCAAGACAUCCCGCAAGAGCUUUGCAAUAUGUUCUAUGGUGUGGACCAUAUCCAUCUUGGCUUCAAUUCCAGAUUUGAAAUUUAUAGAACUGCAAGAGUUUAAUGGACAGAAAAUCUGCAUUCUCGAUUUUGGAGAUGUGGACAUGUCACCGUGGAGAAUCUUUAUGAAGUUCCAACUAAACAUUGUUGGAUUUUUCAUACCUUUUCUGACUAUGGUUUUCUUUUAUUCACGUAUAUCUUGUGUCAUGGCAAGAACAAGGCCCACACAGAAAUCCAGAAAUCCUUUAAAGCUGGCUGUCAUUUUGGUGGCUGUCUUUUUUCUGCUGUGGUUCCCUUACAAUCUGGUUGUGUUUUUGCACUCUUUGCAAGACCUUCAUUUGAUUUCAGACUGCAAUACCAGUCGCCACCUUGACUUCGCUGUUCAAGUGACUGAGAGCCUUGCUUUUGUCCACGCUUGCCUAAACCCAAUCUUAUAUGCCUUUGUGAACCAAAGGUUUCUGAACUGCCUCAACAAGAUCCUGAAGAGAAUCUGCACAAAGGGAAGACAGUAUUCCCUGGAGUGCACAAAUUCAACUCCCCCCACAACACAGUGCAAUUUUAUUGAGUUGACAGUGGUUGAAAAGCUGUAACCCUGAGUACUAUAAUUCACUGUAUGUUAAUACUAUGUGUUUCAGUACUUUAUAUCAGCCAUAUCCUAAUAGAUGAUACACAGAAUAAUAUUUGUUUCUGUUCAUUUUCACAUGUAGUGUCAUUAGUUUAUCAAACUUGCUCUUACUUAUCACACCACUGUAAAUUUUCAAUUUUGAUGGGCUCCGCAUAGACAUUUACCAAGUUUUUAACUCGAUAAAGGCUUAAUGAACAUUCUUUGGAUUUUGUUUUUAAUUAAGCCUCAUUUCAUUUUUUUAAUUCUUUUUUUUACACAAAAAGAGACAUGAAGGAUGGAAGACACUUUAAAGAUGGAAGCUCAUAAACAAUAGAGAAAAGGGGAUUGAGAAAAGUCCCUGCUUGUCAUACUAUAUUUUGGGGAUCUUCAUACACAAAUCACUUAUCACAGAUCCAAACAAGGUUCCAAUAAUAGUUUUAUUAUUGUGGGUUUUUGCAUAAUCCAUCAGAA
Messenger RNA from Lepisosteus oculatus (spotted gar), 1853 nucleotides. RefSeq names its product atypical chemokine receptor 2. Gene Ontology annotation, cellular component: external side of plasma membrane; membrane. Gene Ontology annotation, molecular function: C-C chemokine binding; C-C chemokine receptor activity. Gene Ontology annotation, biological process: G protein-coupled receptor signaling pathway; calcium-mediated signaling; cell chemotaxis. The record is from RefSeq and is a predicted model, not a curated record. Lineage: Eukaryota; Metazoa; Chordata; Actinopteri; Semionotiformes; Lepisosteidae.